AAUCACACAGCCAAAAAUGGAUUCAAUUAGAUUUGGAUUUAUAUAAGAUAUAUCUGAUACUGAAAGUUAAACCUAAUCUUGGAGUACUGAUGAUUCUAGCAUGAGAAAUUCCAUAUAAGAUUUAACAGAAGAUAUCAAUAAUAAUCUAGAAUAUAGAAUAUCUCAAUAUUUGAAUGAUCUCAAUAUAGAAACAUUUACUAAUCCAACUAUUAAAGAGGAUAUUUACAAUUAUUAGUUAAAAUAAAAAGUAGUAAGAUUUUUAAAAAUAUUUAUAGUUUAAAUAUUUUGAUACUUUUCAGUCAAACUUGGAAAAUAGUAAGCUUUUGAAAAAAAGAAAAUAACACAUCAAAUGA
Paramecium sonneborni is the source of this 353-nucleotide messenger RNA. The record is from the annotation of a GenBank genome assembly. Lineage: Eukaryota; Ciliophora; Oligohymenophorea; Peniculida; Parameciidae.